Molecule: messenger RNA, 1254 nt
Organism: Dufourea novaeangliae
Lineage: Eukaryota; Metazoa; Arthropoda; Insecta; Hymenoptera; Halictidae
Product: zinc carboxypeptidase-like
Exons: 5
Coding region: 1-1254 (417 amino acids)
Biological process (GO): proteolysis
Molecular function (GO): metallocarboxypeptidase activity; zinc ion binding
Source: RefSeq, a predicted model, not a curated record
AUGUGGACGAAUGUGAUAUUUUUGAAUUUUCUUCUUCUUCUUGGAGUGAAUUGUGUCGAGGAGAAGAUGCGAUACGACGGGUACAGGUUGUAUAAAAUCUUCGUGCCGGACACCACUGGGUUGGAGUUGCUGAAAAACAUGCAAGACGAUGACGGUUACAAUUUCUGGGGGCUGCCCCGAAUCAACAAUACCAUGGACGUUAUGAUAUCGCCGGAGAAGCUUCAGGAAUUCAUGAAAGCCGUUAACAAGACGCAACUCGAUCCAGAGCUGAUGAUGGACAAUGUCCAGCAGUAUAUCGAUAAUGAGAAUCCACGAGGAAAUUUGCGGGGAAUGUUCGACUGGCUGGGAUACCAUCGAUUGGACGUGAUUUAUCGUUGGCUAGAUUCUCUGGUUACGCAGCAUUCAGAAAUCGUGAAACCCCUAACAGGCGGUCGCAGCUACGAGGGUAGAAGCAUAAGGGGUGUCAAACUCUCUUACAAAGAGGGCAAUCCUGGUAUAUUCCUCGAAGGCGGAAUACACGCGAGAGAAUGGAUAUCGCCAGCGGUUGUAACGUACAUCCUGAAUGAAUUAAUCCUCAGCGAUGAUCCCCGUGUUCGAUACAUGGCCGAGUCUUACGACUGGUACAUCUUCCCGGUAUUCAACCCGGAUGGUUACGAGUACACGCACACCACGAAUCGACUCUGGCGAAAAACUAGACGACCAACUGGAAGGGGAUGCGUCGGCGCUGAUCCGAACCGGAAUUGGAACUUCCAUUGGGCAGAGGGUGGUACCAGCUCUUAUCCAUGCAGCGAAAUCUAUCCAGGGGACAAGCCGUUCUCUGAAACAGAAACAAGAACCAUGUCAGAAUAUAUAGACAGUAUACACGACAAGAUAUUCGCUUACGUAGCGUUCCAUAGCUACAGUCAAUUGUUGCUCAUCCCUUACGGGCAUUCGAACGAAAGGGUCGAGAACUACAACGAUUUGUUCCGAAUAGGGAACUACUCCAUAAACGUUCUGUCGAAAAGAUACGGGACGAAAUACAAGGUUGGGAACAUCGUCGACGUGAUAUAUGUUGCUUCUGGUGGAUCGAUGGAUUGGGUACGGGGAACGUACAAGACUCCUAUAUCAUUUACAUACGAGCUCCGAGAUACAGGAAGAUACGGUUUUAUUCUGCCAGCAAAUCAAAUUAUACCGACUGCGGAGGAAACGAUGGAUUCUUUGGUCGCCAUGUUUCAGCAAGCUGCAAUACUCGGAUACGGCAAAUCAACGAAGUGA